This is a messenger RNA of Andrographis paniculata, 1240 nucleotides long. Its product is annotated as WRKY DNA-binding transcription factor 70-like. Lineage: Eukaryota; Viridiplantae; Streptophyta; Magnoliopsida; Lamiales; Acanthaceae. Gene Ontology annotation, molecular function: sequence-specific DNA binding; DNA-binding transcription factor activity. The transcript is spliced from 3 exons. The record is from RefSeq and is a predicted model, not a curated record. The coding region runs from base 108 to 1058 and encodes 316 amino acids. Gene Ontology annotation, biological process: regulation of DNA-templated transcription.
CCUCACUUCCAUUCUUAAAUUCCCUAAUAAAAAGGGAACAACAGCGAAAAUCCUCUCUGCUCAGAUCUCGCCGGCUGGCCGGAUUCCACCACCACCAGCGCGACGGAAUGGCAGCCUUCGGCGGCGGAAUUCCCCAUGGAAAGAGGCGGAGAGUGAUUGCCGAGCUUCGGAAGGGGAAGGAUAUCGCCGUCCGCCUGAAAACCCUAAUUCAAAACCCUAGCCGACUCAUUUCCGCCAAGGAACUCUCCGUUCAGAUCCUCAAUUCGUUCAAUUCCGUUCUCUCUGAGCUCAACUCCUGCUCCGACGACGCGGCGCACCUCGCCGCCGUUGACUCCGGCGGCUCCUCCUCCUCCUCCUCCUCCCCGGCGGAGGACGGCAAGCGGAAGAAGCUUGCGGUCAAAGAUCGAAGGGGCUGCUACAAGCGGCGAAAGAGCUCGGAAUCAUGGGUUAAGGAAUCCCCAACUACAGAAGAUGGAUACGCCUGGAGAAAAUAUGGCCAAAAAAUAAUCUUGAACUCAAAAUAUCCAAGGUGCUAUUACAGGUGUACCCACAAGUACGAGGAGGGUGGGUGCAAGGCAAUCAAGCAAGUGCAGAUAACAGAGGAAAACCCUAUCACAUACAAAACAACAUAUUUCAAUCACCACACCUGCAGCAGCCAAAUUAGGGUUUCAUCAAUAUCCGACGAUUUCAUUAAUCCAUUGGACAUUAUAAAUAAUCCUCGUCCUCGUUACGGCAAGCUCAUUAGUUUCCAAGCCGAGGAAGAUUCUAGUCUGGACAGCUGUCGAUCCGACGUUUUCGUCGUCGAAGAAAAAUCGAAAGAAUUAUUAGAGCCUGCCUGCAGCUUCUCCGACGAAAUGAGAUCGAUUCACGACGACGACAAUGACUAUCCGUGGCGGGAGAUCUCGGAGCUGCCGGCGCCGGAGGAUUACCCGCCGGAGUGGCCGAGCUGCUCCGGCAAUUCGACGAGCUUGUGUGGGAUUGAAUAUGGCGAGGUCGAUCCUAUUGGAGAUUUGUACAGCAGUUUCAUAUACUUUGAUGGCGAUGACAUAAUUGGAUGAUAUAUAUAUAUAUAUAGAGAGAGAGAGAGGGAGAGAGAUUACAUAUAUACAUAUGUAUUAGUGUAUAUAUACAUAUAUAUUUAUAUAUAUAUGUAUUGGAGAUGAGGGUUUGAUUCGAUUUCUAGGGUUGUCUCGUGUACAUGGAGUUGUUUCUGUAAUAAUAAAGGUUCUGUCUCUUUAUA